Molecule: messenger RNA, 2233 nt
Organism: Nasonia vitripennis (jewel wasp)
Lineage: Eukaryota; Metazoa; Arthropoda; Insecta; Hymenoptera; Pteromalidae
Source: RefSeq, marked provisional
GGACUUGGACUCGCUGCAAAGGCCGAGAAGCCAAGACGUCGAUGUGUUUGGUCACAGGACUGUAGGACGUGGUCAGUCGGGAUCUGCUCACCAAACCGGCGAGUUUACCCUCGAAAAGAGUGGAUUCAACGAUUAUAACAAGCCAACCGAAAGAUCUAAUUCGAACGUUUUUAUGACAACAUCUAGGAGUGCGUAUGGACACUCGCAACGCGAAUCGGACGACCUCACUCUGCAGAACAGCGGAUUCAAUGAUUAUCCAAGCGGAUCAACAGAACAUCCACGGCGAGUCAAGCCAAUCAGAAACUAUGGACACUCGGGAUCUCAAGAUUUCACUCUUGAGAACAGUGGUUUCAACGAUGGAGUGAGACCAUUGGCUUCUGGAAACUUGCAACUAAGUCAGCAGACUGAAGAUCUGACUCAGCAGCAAAACAGUUUUGCCAAUUCUGCUGUACUCGAAAGACUGGAUGACUUUGGGGUUGGUGAUCUGACACAACAGGCAGCCAGCCAAAUUGAAUUUGGGCCUGAGAGUCAGGUGGGAAGAGGCUUCUCUUCUCAAAAUGCAGCUAAACCAGAGAGAUACAGCUCUAACAAUCAGAAUAACUCGCAGCAAGGAGGACGCAGGAAUGAGCAUCCCACUGGACAGUACAUUGAAAAUUUGUCUCAACAGCAUCAGCAGCCUUUUGAUAAUACACAAGAAUUUGGGUCUGAUCAAUCUGGUAGAUAUAUUGAAAGUGCUGACAGUCAAACUGAAAGAAGCUACACAAGUGCAGAGAACCAGGGAUAUAUUUCCACUAUUCGACCCACUGUUAGACCAGCACCAAAGCCUGUGCCAAGAUACUCCAGACCCUGGCAAGUCAACAAUAUUAACAAUAUCAAACCACAACAAGUAGAAAGUGAGCAGAGAUCCAGUGAAAAUAUAAAUGCAGGUAUUGAACAAUCUUCUACUCCAAAAAGUGUCAAGCCUCUAAGCAGAGGAGAUUUACCUGGACAGUCAGAACCAACUACGUCAGAAUCCACCACGCCAUCGAUCUAUGACAACAUCCCAGUAACAACUGAAAGGCUAAGCACCACUCCAAAACCAUACGAUGAUUUUGAUUUUGGACAACAUGGACAGUCUGGUGGAGCUUAUCAUUUCAAUCAGCAUCAUAGUUUUCGUCAUAAUUUCUCAUAUACUCAAAACUCUAAUUAUUUCAACCAGCAAGGCAGUAACACUGAUUUAGGUCAAACUAUCCAAAAUCCUUUAAGUCAACUUGAGACCCAAUCACAGACUAAUGGAUAUGGUCUAGACCAGCAAUCUACAUAUAAAUUCCGUGAAGAACAAUCAAGACAUUCCAGAUUUGAGCAAACAUCGUCAACUAAUUAUGACUUGAAUCCUAUAAACUUUGAAAAUAGUCAAUCAUUACAAUCUACAAGCCAAAGUGUUUUCAAUCAGCAAACUCAGUUUCCAUCAUUCGAGCAAUCUGGUCAAUAUGGAUUUGAACAACAGGAAACUAAUCAAAGAUCAGAAGAUCUCUUAGCUGCUGGUGUAAUACCAUUAGAUGAAAGAAGGCCACUUGAUACUUGGCAGGAGAAUACUACAUCACCAACAUUUUGGAAGAAGAUAGGUCAGAAGUUAUCACACUCAUAUGACAAGGCCAAAGAGAAGGCAAAGAAUAUCUUUGGUUGAGAUUAGAGCACAUGGCAAGCAUAACAAGUGUUGCUUACAAUCUAUUUGCUUGUUAUAACUUGACUGUGUGAUUACAUUAAUUUCCACACAUGCGUAAUAAAUCAGAAUCAUGUAUAUUUGUCAUUAUUUCACCCGCAAGGCCUAAUUUAAAUUUAGUAAUAAGUUGUUAUUGAAUCUUUUGAUUGAGUAUUAACUAAGCUUAAAUCUACGCUCUGUGCAUGAACUCAAUAGUCAUCUUUUUCAUGUAUGUACACAUGCAUGUGUGUUUAGUUGUACAACUGUAUUCUUAAUUCAAUGUUAGCAAUGAUAUACCAAGAACAAAUAAACAAAAUGAAAUGCAUACCUCUGGCAAACUCUUGAAGAAUCUGACGAAUCCCUGCUGGGUCGCCGAAUCUGUAAAUCAAAGCACGCAAUAAAGCAUUUUUUAUGUCUAACAGCAUCGCAUAUCGCAGGUUAUAAAAUGGCAUAUAUCUACGAACCCAUGUCAAACUGUUGCUUCGGUUGUACAGCCAUUUUCGCUGGACGUUAAUUAAACUGCGAUUAAUAUGUGAAAUAAAAGUACUCGAU